GGAUUCAACAUUCACGAACGUUAAAGUUUUCCCAGUGAUGGUGACGUGGGAGAAUACUGUCUUCUCCUCUCUUUUCACCGGCUUUUUGGACUUCCUGAGUAUUAUUCGCGAGACACAAAUAUUACACUAGAGCUAUCUGACAAUUAAUAACUGAGAUGUAGGAGUUUUUCCUGCUAAAUGAGUGAUAAAGCCAGGACGUGAAUACCCUAGAGGGAGGGAAAUUUUGUGAGGUGUGGGGGAAGUCCCGGGAGGAUGGAGGACGAUGGUGCCAAGAAGGAAGUGAUGGUCACCAGCAUGAAGGCAGAGUAUAUUGAACACUCUAUUGAGGUCACGCACUUCGCCACGUCUGAUAUGGAAGCACAAGGUCUUGGCAUGCCAGGUUUGGACGAUGCAGCAGAUGUACCGACGGAAAUGACUGUGUCUGUGGAGGAGCAAAAUCCCAAUGAUGGACGCUUGGAGGUUAUGGAGCUCAAACAUUCUAUAGACAAGAAAAAGAAAAGAAUACGUGCUUACAGCCAAAAAUUUCGAAAGGAGUGGAUACAAAUGGGCGAAUUUCAAGGGUGGCUGUCAGAGGGCAGUGCUCCAGAUCGAGCGUACUGUACUGUGUGCAGUAAGGAACUCUUGGCUGGCAAGUCUGAAUUAUUGAAGCAUGCAAACGGAAAGAAACACAAGAAGAGGUUAGAAGAGGGACACAUAAACAUGACAGUUCCAACAGACUUAUCAAGUGUCCUUGAUGGAACUGCAAUCCCACAUGUGCUGCAAAUAGUUGAUUUAAGAAGUGACACUGUGACGCAACCAAGUAGAGAAAUGAAAGAAGCCAUGUUCGAUGCUCCAGUUGGAGAUGAUGUGUUCUCAGAAGACCCUACAGUCAAAGCAUUGGAGGAAAAAGUUGCCAGAAUGUUAGAGAAGGAAGCUGCACUCUUUGUUCCCUCAGGCACGAUGGCUAAUUUAAUAUGUGUUUUGACACACUGCUGGGGUCGUGGGUCAGAGGUUAUCGUUGGCGACCAGAGUCACCUCCACCUGUGGGCCCAGGGAGGAAUUGCUCAGGUUGGAAGUGUCCAUCACCGCUCUAUAAGAAAUCUGCCAGAUGGAACAUUCUCACUUCAAGAUUUAAGGUCCUUGGUUCGAGGUGAUGACCCCCAUUGGCCAGUUACUACCUUGGUAUGUGUUGAAAAUACUCAUAAUAUGAUGGGAGGAAAAGCUCUUCCUCUACAGUGGGUGGAUGAUCUUGGAACAUUGUGUAAUGAAUUAAACCUGCCACUGCACAUGGACGGGGCACGACUGAUCAAUGCAUCUGUGGCUCUUGGCACAAGUCCGGCACGUCUUGUGCAGUGGUGUGAUUCCGUCUCUCUCUGCCUAAAUAAAGGUCUUGGGGCACCAAUGGGCUCACUUGUAGUGGGUACUAAGGAAUUUAUUACUAGGGCAUUAAGAGUAAGAAAAGUUUUAGGUGGAGGGCUGCAUCAAGCAGGGAUGUUUGCUGCUGCUGGAAUAUAUGCUCUUGACCACAUUGCUCCAAGGCUUUCUCUAGACCACACCAAUGCUCGUGCCAUUGCUCAAAGUGUGUCAGAAGUACAUAGCAGUGCCAUUACAGUUGAUCUCAAGGGUGUCCAGACCAACGUUGUCUUGCUUCACUGUGAUAACAUUAGAGUUAAUGCCAAGAAGCUGUGCCAAAGAUUAGCAUCAGUGACAGAUGCAGAAUCUGAAGAGAUGGGCGAGCAGAUUGUUGUAAUGAUGUUGCCAAUCACAGAAACAACUGUCCGCUUAAUGAUGCAUUGUGAUGUUAAAAAAGAUGAUAUCAAAGCUGUGAUAAAGAAACUUAAAUACAUUAUUCAAGAAUAUGAUAACAUGAUGUACCUAGAAUACAAGAUUAGCGUUUAACAUAAAUAUUAUAUUUACAAUAAU
Cherax quadricarinatus is the source of this 1902-nucleotide messenger RNA. RefSeq lists its product as uncharacterized. The record is from RefSeq and is a predicted model, not a curated record. Gene Ontology annotation, molecular function: L-allo-threonine aldolase activity. Gene Ontology annotation, cellular component: cytosol. NCBI's taxonomy places the organism in Eukaryota, Metazoa, Arthropoda, Malacostraca, Decapoda, Parastacidae. Gene Ontology annotation, biological process: glycine biosynthetic process; L-threonine catabolic process.